This is a messenger RNA of Closterium sp. Yama58-4, 642 nucleotides long. The record is from the annotation of a GenBank genome assembly. NCBI's taxonomy places the organism in Eukaryota, Viridiplantae, Streptophyta, Zygnematophyceae, Desmidiales, Closteriaceae.
AUGGCUCGAAGGGCCACGGCCAAAAGGCAACGUGAUGCUGCCACGUCACCCUAUUCACUGUCAGCGUCGCUCGUCCUGUCCACGUCCGCGCUCGCGCUGAGCGUAUUGACAGGCGCGUGGCUGCUGCCACGUCAGCUCUGGGGAGUGGAUCUGACGAGUGAGCCGCUGACGUGUAUCAAGUCCACAUGUGCUCUAUUCCUUCUAGCAGCGCUGCUCCUCUUCUCCCUCCCUCCCUUCCUCCCCUUCCCAUCCGUCCAGCGUUCGCCAUCGCCUACCCGAGGCAUGCAGCCUAAAGGUCAACUGGAACAGCUCAUUGCUCACAUCACCACUGCAAUUGUGCUUACAUGCAUCGGUGCUUUCGCUGCAGCACUCGCAGCCACUGCCUUCGGUGCUCCCAUCACCCUCCAGUCCAUCCCAGUCACCAUCCACUGGUCCUCCCUUCUCUCUCUGCUCGCUGUGCUGCCCUCCGCGCUCCUCUUUGGCUCCCACACACACCUCUGGCGAUCCGUGCUUCUGCAAUUCAGCCCGGCAUCACUGCCAGAGGCGUGUGUGGUGACGUCAGCACAUGGGGCCGUGGUGGGGGCAUGGAUAGGGGCAUGGCCCAUGCCUCUGGACUGGGAACAGCCGUGGCAGGUGUGUUAA